AUGACUGGAGAUGGCUCUUCUUCCGGUCGAUCGCACAAAGACCGUCCCAUUCUGGCUGAUGUUACCAAUCAGCACGGUAAGAGAAGGUUAUUGUCCAUUUCCAGCAGCCCUUGUAUAGACAGGGAGAAUCGAUUCCGGGACAAUUUGGAAGGCAAGGUGCCAGAUUCUGAGUUUGUGCAGAAAGUUUGUCUGGGAGUCGAGAAUUUAGUCAGAGGGAAAUGCAAGCGUGAAUGUAUUGAUGAUGGUAAUGGUAAGGGUUUGCCUUUAGGGAAACCCAUGGGGCUUUGUAGUUUACUGAAAUCUGGUAGUGGAACUGGUAUUUCUGGAGUUCCCAGUGAAAUUAAGGAUCUCCCGACUGUUUCGGAUGGUGAUAUACAAUUCUUAGGAGGCAAUGCAGUGACACGCGGAACACUAAAAACCAUUAAUGGAUGGAGAGAUGGUUGCACUUCUGGUGUUUCUUUGUCCAGAGCCUCUGAUCAGUGCUAUAAAAGUGGGAGGUCUGCACCAGUUAUUGUUGAAGGAGGGAGCCAAGGUGGUGCAGAACAUGCUAAAGCUGGUGUGGAGAAAGAUGCCAUUAAAAGCACUUUGGCAAAUGAAGCAUUAGACGCUCAUGCCCAUGGGGACAAGGAUGAGUUGAUGGAUGGUGGUGAUCUCACCUCAACCAAGGCUACUCUUGCUGGGUCAUCAAGUCAUCAGGGCUCUGAACUAGAGAUAUGUGCCAAUUCUGGUUUUGCAGAUGGCUUCAAUGCCAAUCAUGGGAUAGACAUGCUCAAUGCUUGCUCUUGUUCUUUCUGUCUGAAAGCUGCAUAUAUUUGGUCGGACCUCCAUUACCAAGAUGUCAAGGGCCGGAUUGCCGCAUUAAAGAAGAGUCGGAAAGAAGUUAAAUUUUGUGUAGAUAAAAGUUUGAAUCAGUAUGAGACAGACAAAAAUGGUAUGACCAACUUAGACAAAUCAAAAGAAUUAGAAUUGGAUCUUAUGGGCAGGUGGAAGUCACUUUUCCUUCAUACAGAGGGUAUCCUUGUUCGUGAAAGCACCCAGCUUCAAUCCAGUCUUCUCUCUUUAAAAGAACUGAGAGAGAGCUGCAAGACUGAACUGGAGAUGACUAAUGAGAUUCCUUUGACUAAGUAGUUAUGUGCUGUCUCAAUUUUUGGGUGACAACAUGUAAAACAUCGGUGACCUUUCUGUUUAACAGUUAUUGCUUUAGGUUUUAAUGCCUUUAUUUUCUUUGAAAAGUUUCCAGCUGAUGGGGCUGAAAUAUACUCUCAAUAUCCAUCA
Telopea speciosissima is the source of this 1275-nucleotide messenger RNA. RefSeq lists its product as uncharacterized. The coding region runs from base 1 to 1128 and encodes 375 amino acids. NCBI's taxonomy places the organism in Eukaryota, Viridiplantae, Streptophyta, Magnoliopsida, Proteales, Proteaceae. The transcript is spliced from 4 exons. The record is from RefSeq and is a predicted model, not a curated record.